Messenger RNA from Drosophila innubila, 486 nucleotides. RefSeq lists its product as uncharacterized. The record is from RefSeq and is a predicted model, not a curated record. Lineage: Eukaryota; Metazoa; Arthropoda; Insecta; Diptera; Drosophilidae. Bases 129 to 392 code for a protein of 87 amino acids. The transcript has 2 exons.
UAUAGUGUAUUUUAUUUGCUAUUGAGGCUGAGGAAUCAAAUCGAAAUCGAACCGCCCACGUUUGUUUGUGGUACGUGUACUUACAACCCACUAACUGACUAACUGACUGACUGUCUGACUGUCUGACAAUGCGGCUUUUGUUGCUGUUACUGGGAUUACUUGCGCUGACUUUGGCCAAACCGUCGUCGGAGCCAGCCAAGUUGGCCAUUGAUUCGGCACCUUCGGUGGUCUCCUAUCAGGGCUCCUCACAGACACACACACGCUUCGUUAUAGCCCCGAUGGGUCGAGCUUUGGGCUAUGUGGAACCCACGAAUCUCAAUCGCACAUUUCACACGACUCCAAGCGAGAUGAAUCAACUGUUGCAGGUCCGACCUGUCUAUGUGCAUCAUUAGCAUUUUACAAAUGACAUUACUCGUAGUUAGGCUGUGUUUUUCUUAAUAUUUUAUGAUCAAAUCAAGUUGGGAAAUUUUGUAUGAAUUUUUAAUU